Danaus chrysippus (African queen) is the source of this 372-nucleotide messenger RNA. Lineage: Eukaryota; Metazoa; Arthropoda; Insecta; Lepidoptera; Nymphalidae. The record is from the annotation of a GenBank genome assembly.
AUGCCAGAUAGUAGACACGAAAUGUCUCGGUCAGGGGCGAUGCGGGUGAGGCAGUUCGAGGAGGAGGGGAGGCCGGGGCUGCGGGGAGCGGGGGGCGAGGUGUAUGCGCCGGCGCAAAGCGGAACGCUAGAUCGUGCUGCACCGUCGAGCACAACCGCUAAACCCACGACUUGCUUCUAUAAGAACCGUCCGCAUGCGCACAAAUCGUACGGCAUUCCUGCGCCUGCGUCGGACGUCUCGAUGCCCGGCAAGAGAGAGACGGAAUGCGAAGAGGAUCUCGCCUCUCUCUCCCACGCUCGCAAUCCUUUCCUUUCUACCUGUUGCACUAUUACAAAAACCCGGUCCUUUAAGCCGCUACCUUACGUGAAUUGA